UCACUGACGACGAGCAGGUCUCCCGUCUUCUUUUCCUUGUUUCAUUCUCACGCGUUCCGCGAACCACCGGCCUUCUUCGUUUCUGUUCCAAUUUCCAGCUCGUACAAAACCAGCGGCGGAAGGAAAAGAGAAAAUUAAAGAGAGAGAAGCUGCAGGCAGUUUGGUUUUUUCCAUCUCUUCGCCGCUUCUCUCGAUUCUCUCGAAGAUCUUGGCCUCCUCUUCCCAUGGCGUACGUCGACCACGCCUUCUCCAUCUCGGACGAGGACAUCAUGAUGGAAUCCCCCAAUGUCGUCCAGAACCGGCCGCCCAUCAAGGAGAUAGGCCUUGCAGUCUCCCUCCUCGUCUUCGGUUCCCUCGGCAUCGUCAUCGGCGCCGUCAUGGCCUGCAACCGAGUCGGCGGUGACCGGGCCCACGGAGUUUCCUUUGCGAUUUUGGGGUCGAUACUUUUCAUUCCGGGAUUCUAUUACACGAGGAUCGCGUAUUAUGCUUACAAGGGAUACAAAGGCUUCUCUUUUGCAAACAUUCCGGACGUCUGAGGGAUGGUUUUAUGCGUCCGGUCUCCGUCUCUGGCUAUUGAUGGUGUCCUCGGGGUUUUGCAUGUUUUUGGUGGUGGCACUGUGAGCAUAGCUUUUAGCUUGCAACUUCUUGUUCUAACAACAGGUAGCAAUUGGUAAAGUAUGUUCUAUUUUUUCCUCCCUUUAAUAUAACUCUGGGAGCUUAAUUGGAGGUCUUAGGGCAUAAGAGCGAGAGACUUGAGGCAAUAGGACAAAUUCCUUUGGGUUGGGUUCUCUUAAGGAAUAUGAGCAAGGAGGAGUUGUUUGAAGCUUGUCUCCUGGGGUUUUGUUGGAGGGAGCAUUCAUAAAAAUAAAAAAAAUAAUAAUAAUAAUAAAAACCUGUCUCUCUACCCCUUCCCGUCCUUGUAAUCUUUCUCUGAGUCUUGUCAUAUUUGAUUGGAGGUUUUUUAAAGGCUCAUGAGACAUAAUUAUUUGUUUUGCUUUUUUAUGGACAUUGCAACUUUUGCUGGAUCAUAAUAGAAUCGCAUGCUUGGAGGUGUGUGUUCCCUCUUUGGUGAAACUUUUCUUAUUUUUUAUAUUCUUUGUUGGUUGUCCAGCUUAGAUGUUUCGGUGACCAGGGGUUGCUCACUUUUGGGUAAUAAGGCUCUUGGUAUUCAGGCCUCCAAUUCUCCUGCAGAAAAUCGGACUUGUUUCCUUUUAUCACUUACUGUGAUGUCUACAAGCUCCCUUUUCUUUGUUUUGUUUUGUUUUGUUUUGCAGUGCGUUGGUGUUGUAGCUACAUUUGUUGUGGAAUAUGAAGGUUAUUAAUGUUGUGACUAAGUUGAUCAACUUGGUCAUGGAUUCUUUCUCAUGACCCCUUAUUGAUGUCCAAGAGCAAACAGCUCCAUCAACUUCUAGAAUUGCUUCUCAAGGAGAUACCAUACCAAGAUUUUUCUUGACUUAUAAAAUUCCCGCUCAAGCAUAUGCUUAAUAAAAAAUUCUCAAAAUUAUGUUUGGUAUUGCUUUUCUUUUAUGUUUCUUCAUUUUUAAAAACAGACAGAUUGUAAGAUAUAGCAAAAACAUGUUUCUUGAUUUAAAUUCUGUUUUUGAAAUAUUAAAUUUUUCAGAAACAAAAAGUUCUGGCUCUGAAAAUUUUUCAAGGUAGAUCGGACCCCAUUAGAAUUUAUUCAACAAGCCCUAACUCCCUUUGCAAUGCCCAAUCAGUGCCCUCCUUCCCCUUGCUACCUGAACCUCCCUUCACCUUUGUCGCCACCUCCUCCCUCCACUGCACACUGUGCUAUUGAUUGGCUCCUCCCUCUGCCCUCUGUCCUUUUUCCUCGCAUCACUGUUUACAAGUUAAUCCAGACCUUCAACAUGUCAGAGAUGGCCCCAGUGGUCAUGAUCUGAUCUUGGCUGGGUUGGAGCACUCCUGCACUCUAAUGACAGUGGAGGAGUACAACAACAAUGCUAGAGGAGUGAAGGCGACAAGUAAGAUGGAUUGGACUAUGUAUUUGGAUCCUCAAAAGGAUGGGGAGGAGAAAGAAGAGUAUGCUGGAUGUUUUUUUCCCCCCCCUGCAACAUGCCCUUGUUCGGAAGUUUUGCUCUUGCCAUUGUUUGUAAUUCUUGUUUUAUCCUGCAAUAUCCUUCCUUGUUGCCCCUAUGUGUUAGAUUUUACUUUGUUAUCUUUGUUUCUUAGUUUUUUUGAUUUAUUAUAUUUAGAUCCUUAUUAUUAAUGUGCUAGCUUAUAAGUCUCUAUAUGUAUUUAAUACUUAAUUUGUUUUUAAUUAGGUGAGAUAGAACUAGUGAUGGAAUUCCUGCUAAAAAUGUAAGUGUUCCAUCUAUAAAUGUUAUCCGCAAAUCUGUUGUGAUGCUCAGAGGAAAACAAACACUUGAAGCCAAAAUCUAAAAAGAAGGAUCAAAACCAUCUUUAAUUAUUCUAGCACACAUAGAACAGUUGCGAACUUUCAAAAAAUAGAACCAAUGCCAAAUGUGGUCUAAAUUAUCAUUCACUUUCAUCGACAUGCUUUAGGAUAUAAUUCUGUUCUACUCAAGCAUGAUAAUAUGAUUAAGAGGGUUUCUUUUUUGUGUGUCUGUGUGCGUGCUUGUGCACGUGUCUAUGUGCAUGUGUUUUGGACCUUUGGUGGGUAUCUAUAGGCAAAAAAUGAUCAACAUUUUUUGUGAUUUUAUUUCUCUAAUAUUUCUGUGGAGGAAUCGGCUUACUUUUUUACUGGCUGGAACAAAUAGAGGGUGCAAAAGAUUGGAAUAUUCUCUCUUAUGUUGCUAUUAUGUGCAAGCGAGACAAAGAAGCAAACAAGGACCUGAUCAUUCAGGUGGAUAGAUAGAUAGCAUCACGGAGCUGUUACUUUCUUGCCUCAGAUGGUGGACUAUUCUGAGUUAAAAGACUCUUUUCAAUCAUUGUCUAUUUUUCAGAAGAAUUUGGAGAGGCCAACAUAGAUUAGAGUCUGGUUUGACUGCCAAAAGAAUUAGUUGGCCUGGGUUUCAGAUAUAUAAGGGUGUUUUGGCUCUUCUGGUUAAAUUAUAGCACAAGAAGGCACAAUUUAUGUAGGUGUUUGAAUAUUAGGCAAUUAGGGACUGUGGUUACCAUUCAGCAUCCAUUGUUGUGUAUGUGCAGUCAAUUUCUAUGAUAGUUUGUUUACAUUUUGGCUGUGGAUUGGUUCUAAAAUCCAAAAUAUGGUCGGUACUUGCU
Messenger RNA from Elaeis guineensis (African oil palm), 3201 nucleotides. NCBI's taxonomy places the organism in Eukaryota, Viridiplantae, Streptophyta, Magnoliopsida, Arecales, Arecaceae. The record is from RefSeq and is a predicted model, not a curated record.